AUGAAAAAAGUGUAAAUUAAUUAGUAUAGGGAAAUAAAUUCAAUCGCAUAAAUUGUCAAAGCCAAUUAAAAAAUUAUUCAAGCUGAGCUUAAUUAACUUUUAUAAUAAAAUAGUUAAAUCCUAUAAAGCACUUCUCCUAAUGAACUUGUUAAAUUAUGGUUUGAAUUGAAUGCUGAGGAGAGAUCUAAAUACAUACUAUCAGGAUAACAUGAAUUGUCCAAUUUUGUUUAAUAAGAAUUAAAAUCUAAUUUUUUAAAUGUCAAUCAGAUUUUGAAAGCUGCUAACUUUUUUGAUGGAGUCCCUUGGCAUUAUAAAAUUACAAAUAAAUUUGCCUAAAAUUUUUGCAGACUAAGUUAACAUUAUAUGAAAGUCUUGGCUUAUUUAAAAACAAUUCUUUAAGGGUAUUUUUCAAUGAUUGACCAAGUGAUGAUUUCAACAGUUAUUGAUAUAGAACCUUUAUCAAAUUUCUAAGCCUACUUUUAAACCAAAACAGAGGAAGGAUUUACAUUGUUUUGGGAAGUGGCUAUUGAUAAAGUUCCAAAAUUAGUUUUUCAAAAUAAGUUGAAUAUCAAAUAAAUUGUUGGUUUUAAUUUCUAUCAUACUAUUACAUUUGUUGACAUAAAAUAAGAGAAUAUUCUUGAUAAAGAUGUUAAAUUAAUCAUUUCAAAUUAUCAUAAUGACACAAAAGGUUCUUAUUAUAGAAAAGGCAUUGAUUAUUCAAAGUUAAAAUAAGAAGAAUUUGAAAAUGAAAUAAAUAAAUGUUAUCUGUUUAUGAGGUCAACCAAUAAUAAUAAUUAAUAUUGGGAAUUAAAUUAUAAUUUAAUGAAAAAUGAUAUCAUAAAAUGGUUAGGUCAUAAAUUUAUAUCAAUAUUUUUAAAUAAAUAGGAGUAAGCGAAGUAUUAAUUUGAUACAUCAUCUUAAAAGUGGAUAAGCAAAGUUGAUGAGUACAUUUAAUAAAAUGAGUCAUAGAUUCAAUAAGAAAAGCUAUUCAAAAAGGAUUUAGUCUAAAAAUUUGCAGAUUUUACAAUUUCAUCAAAAUUAGUAGAAUUUUUAUAAAAAAUUCCUAAUUUCAGCAUAAAAUUGACUGAUGAAUAAAAGUAAAUUAUUGGAAUGGAAGGCAAAAUUAUCUUUGGUGGCAGGAGUGGAACAGGAAAAACUACAUGCUUGAUCCUUAGACUUUUAGCUAUGAAACACAUAUUUAAACUUAGAAUAGAAAUGCAUAAGAAAAAAAAUCCUUCAAUAGAAAUCGAUGACCUUUAUUUUAAUUGUUUAUUCAUAAGUAAUAAUAAUAUCCUCUCAAUCUAAGCAAAAAAAUAUUAUGAAAAACUGAAUAAUUAAGUUUAAGCAGAGUUGAAUAAAAAUAAAUAAAAAAGAAAUUAUUAAAAUUCCCAAAAUUUAUCGUGGGCAUAGGGAGCAUCAUAAGAUAGCUAUCGAUCAAAUUUAUUAACUUAAGGCUAUUAAAAUGUUUAGUAAGAUUAUCCAUUAUUUUUAACUAUCUAAUAGUUGAUUUUUAUGAUUGAUUCAUUUUUAAAUAAACCAUACUUCCCUUAAAAUCAAUCUUAACAAAAUUUGAAUAUGUGUAACUUUGUUGCAGGUAAAAAUAAUGAAGAUAUGCCUUUUUAAGUUCCGAAUUAAUAUUUUAAGUAAGAUAUAGAUUAGGAAGGGGAAAUUAAUUUGAAUGGUUUGAUUUAAUAAUAAUUAUUUAAGGAUAAUAAAGAUGUAGAGAAUAAUACCCAAAAUUAUUACUGGAAAGAAGAACAAAAAGAAAAAUUGAUCAAUCAUCAAGAAGUAGAUUUUGCAUUUUUUCUUAAUAAUUUUUGGCUAAAGAAGUGUUCUAAUGUUCAACUAAAUCCUCAUUUUGUUUGGACUUACAUUUAUUCUUAUAUUAAAGGAUGCUCCAAUGCUCAUGAAUAUCCUGGACACUAUAUUUCUAAGAGUACAUUUUUAAGAAUGGUUAGCGAUAAUAAAGAGUUCAACAUUUUAUAUGAUACCUUUGUUUAAUAUGAAAAGUGGAGAGCAGAAAAAGGAUAUUAUGAUUUAUUAGAUGUGGUUAAUCAUAUCUUAGUAUAAUUUAAAUAAGAUGAAAUAUGUAUGCCGCAGAUUCAUUAUUUAAUUAUUGAUGAAAUUUAGGAUUUGCCAGAGGCUAUGAUAUUGUUAUUUGAAAAAAUAGCACUAUUUGGAACAAUAUACAGUGGUGAUACAGCUUAGAAUAUAUCUAAAGGAGUGGGCUUUAGAUUUUUAACGAUAUAAGAGUUAUCAAAAAGGAUUGAUUAGAAGGAUGAAUAUCAAUAUUACUAAUCAGAAUAAUUUCUUAAAACCUUGAAUUAAAAUUUUAGAUCAAAUUCUUAGAUCUUGAAGUUAGCCAACUCAAUUGUUUCCUUAAUUCAGAUGUAUUUUCCAAAAACUAUUGAUGAUUUUAUAAAGGAAUCAUCAAAUUUUAAUGGUAUAAAGCCUAUUAUUGUGAAUGGAAGUUUAGAUUUAUUAUUUUAUUUAUUUGAAGGACUAGAUAGUACAUUAAUUAAUGAGGAAAUAUAAAAACAGCCUAUAGAGUUAGGAUUUAGAUCUGUCAUUAUUGUGAAAAACAAAGAAUAAAAAAAGAAUAUACCUAAACUUUUAUAACAUAUCUAGGUUUUAUCUAUUGAAGAAGUGAAGGGCUUGGAGUUUGAGAAUGUUAUUCUUUAUAAUUUUUUUACGGAUAGUAUUAUUAAGGAAUUUGAAUGGAAAUUAUUGUAAACAUGUGAGGUUAUAGAUGAGGAAAUGAAUAAAUAAGCAUAUUUAACUAGUUUAACUAGAAAAUCAACAAUUGAUUAUUAUACCUCAUAUUUUACUGGGUAUGAUGAUAAAAAUGGGAAUAUCUUAAUCAAACGAAUGAUACCAUAUAUAAAAUAUUAUGAUGAGUUUUCUUAUAAUAACAGUGGCUUGUGCAAUGAACUUAAACAACUCUAUAUUGCAACAACGAGAUCGAGGUAGUGCUUAUAUAUUUUUGAUGAACAGCCCUAAUAAAGGAGAUGGAUAGAACAGAUUUGGAAAAGUCUGCUAUUAGUUGAAAUAUUUGAAUAAAUAAACUUUGAUCAUUAAAAUUUAUAACCCAAUCUUUAGAUUAAAUCUAAAUUCUAAUGGAAGGAAUAAGGCAAAAUUAUGUUUCAGAAACAAUUAUAUGAAUAAGCUGAAAAAUGUUUUCAAUUUUCAGACGAGGAUAUUAUGUGUAAAAGAGCCAAGGGUUUUAGAUUAGCCACAGAAGGUUGUUAACUCAUUUUAUCUUUUUAAUAGUAAUCAUAACAAUAUCUUAAGUUAAAGGAUAAAAAUCAAAAGAUAAGUGAAUUAAAGUAACAGUAUUAAGUUAGAUUAUAAGAAGCUGCAUAUUUGUUUUAAGAUACACUCAAUUUUAGAUAAGCUGCAUAAUGUUUUUACUUUUGUGAGUAAUAUGAUUAAGCAUUCUAAAUAUACGCUAGCCUUGAACUAUUUUAAGAAGCAGGUGACGCAGCCUAUAAAUCAGAAAAAUAUAUAGAGGCAGCAAAAUUCUUUUUAAAAUGCAAAGAUAUUACAAAAACAAUAGACUCAUAUGAAAAGGCAAAUGAAUUUGAAUAGAUCCUAUAAGUGCUUUAUUAAUAAAAGGAUAAAAUUAAUGAUGCUAUUAGAACAGCAUUUAUAAAUAAAUACUUUCCAAUCUUUUUAAAAAAAUUGACAAUUGAAUUCGAAAAUAAAUAAUAAUACUAUUGUUAGUAAAAUACAGUAGAAGAUUUAGCUAGAAAAUUUAUUCUGUCUUUAAAAAAUAUAGAAGAACAUAGAUAUCUAAAUGAUAAUAUUAUGGAAUCAAAAAAAUAAUUUGAAAGCUUUUAAUAAUAAUUUAAUUUUGAAGAGGAUUCAAUUUUAGACUUCUAAUUUAAUUUAAAUAAAUUUAAAGAGUGUCAAAAUGAAAAUGAGACUGAAGACAUAGACUUUAGAGAUUAUUCUAUAAUCAAUCCUUAAAGACAAUGUGCAAUCAAAUCAAAUAUUCAAUGCAUAAAUUCUAAUUUGUAAGACAUAAAAGUUUAAGAUUCGGCAAUAACAAAAUUAUUUAAAUACAUAGCAAUGUUUUCAAAUGAAUUUUAGAAGUCUUUAUUGAAGAAUACUAAUUAUUAAACAGAAUAAUAAUCAACAUAUUAAAUUUAAAUUGAGUAAUUAGAUUAAUCAGAUGAUUAAUUAAUAAAUCUUGAUUCAAUAGAUCAAUCGUAGAUACUUUAUGUGUUAGAUGUAUUAAAUCAAUUCCAAAAUUAUAAAUUAUGCAUUAUAAUUUGCAAUAGAUAUAGCUUAUAAGAUCAUUUAAUUAAAUAUUUAUCCAAAAUUGCGAUUUCCUUAUCUCCUUUAUUAUAAUAAUAACCUGGAUUAAACCAAAAUAAAUUAGAAAUUACCGAAUAAUAAGUAAAGAAAGGGAAAGCAGCAUCACUUACACUUCAUUAGAUAUUUCAAAUGAUCGAUUCUAAGUUCUUAAUUUAACAAAUUAGCUAAGAAAAAGGUUUAAUUCCUUCCAAAUAUUUAGGUAAUGACUUUUAUACCUUAUUAAUUUUGCUUGGAUUUUGGAAAAAAAUUUUCAACAUUCUUUAUCAAUUUGCUCAUUAUUUAUGGACUUUAGAAGUUGGAAAAGUAUCUAUUGGAUGA
This is a messenger RNA of Paramecium tetraurelia, 4638 nucleotides long. RefSeq lists its product as uncharacterized. NCBI's taxonomy places the organism in Eukaryota, Ciliophora, Oligohymenophorea, Peniculida, Parameciidae. The record is from RefSeq and is a predicted model, not a curated record. The transcript has 3 exons.